Molecule: messenger RNA, 1235 nt
Organism: Vigna unguiculata (cowpea)
Lineage: Eukaryota; Viridiplantae; Streptophyta; Magnoliopsida; Fabales; Fabaceae
Product: ACT domain-containing protein ACR11-like
Cellular component (GO): chloroplast stroma; chloroplast thylakoid membrane
Source: RefSeq, a predicted model, not a curated record
CAGAUUUUGUUAAAGAGUAACGUGCGAUGCCAAGAUAUCAAUAAUGAACAAACUCUUUUCUCUCUUCCCAAUUUGAGUUCUUGUGUCCAAUGCCUUCUUCAACACUCUAAUUUCUUCAACAUUUCAAGGUUGUUGCUCUAAAGAAAGUUCUUUUCUGACAAAAAGAAAAACAAAAUGGUUGUGGCUAUGAGUGUUGGUCUUCACUUCAGUGCUGCUCAUAGUAGCUUGAGAGCUAUGGAGAAAAUCAUUUGCAGCGCCCCUUUCUCGAGGGCCUCGUCUGGGUUUGCUGCUACUAAACCAUUUCGAACCCUUAGCAGAAGAUUGUCAUCUUCUGGAACUACAAUUAUCCCUCGAGCAGCACCUGUUACUGAUGUGGAGGAUGGAAAUCAAGGAGAGACUGACACCAUUCCAACUCCCGUAGUUAUAAUUGACCAAGACUCUGAUCCAGAUGCAACUGUGGUGGAGAUAACUUUUGGUGACAGGCUUGGGGCACUUCUAGACACAAUGAAUGCAUUAAAAAACUUAGGUCUCAAUGUUGCUAAGGCAAAUGUCUUUCUGGAUUCAUCUGGCAAGCACAACAAGUUUUCCAUCACAAAAGCUGAUACUGGCAGGAAAGUGGAAGAUCCAGAGUUGUUAGAGGCAAUUCGUUUGACAAUUAUAAAUAAUCUUAUUCAAUAUCAUCCGGAGUCAAGUUCCUUGCUAGCAUUGGGAGCAGCUUUUGGACUUUUGCCUCCAAAAGAGCAGGUUGAUGUAGAUAUAGCAACCCACAUAAAUAUUUCUGAUGAUGGCCCAGAUCGAAGUUUGCUGUAUGUGGAGACAGCUGACCGGCCUGGACUAUUGGUUGAUCUUGUAAAGAUUAUUACUGACAUAAACAUUGAUGUUGAAUCAGGAGAAUUUGACACUGAGGGGCUCUUGGCGAAGGCAAAGUUUCAUGUCAGCUACAAUGGUAAAGCAAUCAUCAAGCCUCUGCAGCAGGUUCUUGCAAACAGCUUGAGAUAUUUCUUGAGGCGUCCGACAACUGAGGAAUCUAGUUUUUGAGUGUUUCUUCUUAGAACAUAGUAUUCUCUUUCACAUGGGAUUUACAAUGUUUGCACUUCUUUUGUCACAUGAAAGUCAAAUGAAAAAUACGGUUACUUGAGAAGCCACAAUCAUAAAAUUGAAUUAACAUGAAUAGGAUUAUAAACCCACUAUUAUAUCAUAAAUUUGAAUAUUUAUUUUUGAAAAUACUUAUAAUA